AUGAAAAUUGCGGCGGCGGGGGCGGGGGCUGCUGCUUCUUCUUCUUCUUCUUGUUUGUGGACUGGGAAGUGCCAGAGCUGAAGUGAUAGGGGAAGAGAGUUUCUCUCGCACUCUGUUCUCAGAGUGUCCACAGCAGAGAAGCUUUCUCACCCUUCAUUGCUCUCUUUACAGAGUCCUAUAAUUUUCUCGCUGGAGUUUUCUGGGCGUCUCCGUGUUUUCCCGCACUUUCUCGGCCGCCAGACAUGGACUUAGCAACCAAACUCAAAUUCAUCGAUCUCCGCUCAACGUUUCUCACUGGUUCCGCCCUUCUGGAUGCCUGGAAACCCUGUCUCCUCCCACCUCUCCGCCCAAUUUUAGCAGACAACAAUCAUUCGAUCAAAGCUAGCCCUUUCGUAUGCUCCAGAAAGCCUGUAAACUCUAGAAUUCCAGCUAAAUUUUCGGCCGAUUCUGAGGAAGGGCCGGUCGGGGAGACCGGUGGUGGAGACGACGUUGAGUCGCUGCUUUCGGACAAUUCGGUAGACGAUGUUGAUUAUAAGGCCGUGAACAAGCAAUCAAAUAGCGGUGCAUCGAGUGUAUCUUCGGGCGUUAGGUUAGAGAAUGUGAGUAAGAGCUAUAAGGGCGUGACUGUAUUGAAAGAUGUGAGUUGGGAAGUGAAGAAAGGGGAAAAAGUGGGGUUGGUGGGAGUUAACGGCGCUGGGAAGACGACUCAAAUGAGGAUUAUUGCCGGCCAAGAAGAACCGGAUUCGGGGAAUGUGAUCAAGGCCAAACACAAUAUGAAAAUUGCCUUUUUGAAUCAAGAAUUUGAGGUUUCGUUGAGUAGGACUGUUAAGGAGGAGUUGCUGAGCGCGUUUAAGGAGGAGAUGGGGAUUGCGGCCAAGUUGGAGAAGGUGCAGAAGGCGAUUGAGGCUUCAGUGGAUGAUUUGGAGUUGAUGGGAAGGCUUUUGGAUGAGUUUGAUUUGCUUCAGAGGCGGGCACAGGCAGUGGAUUUGGAUGAGGUGGAUGUGAAGAUCAGUAAGCUGAUGCCAGAACUUGGUUUUGCCCCCGAGGAUUCAGAUAGAUUGGUGGCCUCAUUUAGUAGUGGGUGGCAAAUGAGGAUGUCACUUGGGAAGAUUCUCCUUCAGGACCCAGAUUUGUUACUAUUGGAUGAGCCUACUAAUCAUCUUGAUCUUGACACUAUUGAGUGGCUGGAAGGAUAUCUUAAUAAACAAGAUGUGCCCAUGGUCAUCAUCUCCCACGACAGGGCUUUCCUUGACCAGCUCUGCACAAAAAUUGUGGAAACCGACAUGGGAGUAGCAAGGACAUUUGUGGGCAAUUAUUCAGAGUAUGUUGUUGCAAAGGCAGCCUGGAUUGAAGCUCAGCAUGCAGCAUGGGAGAAACAACAAAAGGAAAUUGAACAGACAAAGGACUUAAUAAACAGAUUAAGUGCAGGAGCAAAUUCUGGCCGUGCAUCUACUGCUGAAAAGAAACUUGAAAAGCUUCAGGAAGAGGAACAGGUUGAUAAGCCAUUUAUGCGAAAGCAAAUGAAGAUUAGAUUCCCUGAGCGUGGUAGAAGUGGAAGAUCUGUUGUAACAAUUAAGAAUCUGGAAUUUAGCUAUGAAGAUGAGAUUUUAUUUAAGAAGGCUAAUGUUACGAUUGAAAGGGGUGAGAAGAUUGCAAUUAUUGGCCCAAAUGGUUGUGGGAAGAGUACUUUGCUUAAACUUAUUAUGGGUAUAGAGAAGCCAACUGGUGGUGAAGUGCUUCUCGGGGAACAUAAUGUUCUCCCAAAUUAUUUUGAGCAGAAUCAGGCUGAGGCACUUGAUCUUGAUAAAACAGUGCUUGAGACUGUAGCAGAAGUUGCAGAUGAUUGGAGAAUUGAUGAUGUAAAGGGUCUCCUGGGCCGUUGCAAUUUCAAAGCUGAAAUGCUUGAUAGGAAGGUUUCACUCUUGAGUGGUGGUGAGAAGGCACGUCUUGCCUUCUGCAAGUUCAUGGUAAAACCAUCCACUUUGCUUGUUUUAGAUGAACCAACCAAUCACUUGGAUAUACCUUCCAAAGAGAUGCUUGAGGAAGCAAUAAGAGAGUACAAGGGCACUGUCAUUACUGUUUCACAUGAUCGGUACUUCAUAAGACAAAUAGUUAACCGAGUAUUGGAAGUUAAGAAUGGUAAUCUACAAGACUAUGCAGGCAAUUACAAUUAUUAUCUAGAGAAGAACAUUGAAGCAAGGCAGAGAGAGCUUGAACGGGAAGCAGAUAUUGAGGAAAAGUCUCCCAAAGCAAAAGCCAAAUCAAAAAUGUCAAAGGCUGAGAGGGAAGCUCGUAAAAAACAGAAAAUGCAGGCAUUCCAGAAUGCCAAAGCAAAAUCAAAAGCUCAGAAGAAUGCUAAAAGAUGGAAAUGACCCAAGUUUCCAGCUCCUUUUACAUCAAAGUAUCGAUAUCUUAUAGACUUCCACCUUGUUGAAACCCAAAACCUUAAAAGCCCGGGUGGUCAGAUGGCUCGACUGUGGUGUAUAUAUAUAAUACAUGGAUAGAGAUAGUUUAGCUGAUUGCGAUUAAAAGGAAGCUUCACAUGGAAAUGUUCACUGCCCCAGGUAUCAUUUCAUCUGAAGAUACCUACCUACAGGCAUCAUUGACAUUGAUCACAAACAAUACUAUACUGUCAUCGAACGAAUUUUACGGGUGUCUGUUUGUUACAGUUAUUUGAAAUUUGAUUACAUUACAAAAACGAAUGGUGGAAUCAUUUGGAGUCAGUGUUGAAGAAGGAAAAAUUUUAGUUCAAAUUACAUUGUUUGCCUGAAUAACAUUACCACAUGUUCAUUUGUUCAA
Diospyros lotus (date-plum) is the source of this 2799-nucleotide messenger RNA. Its product is annotated as ABC transporter F family member 5. The record is from RefSeq and is a predicted model, not a curated record. The transcript has 9 exons. The coding region runs from base 243 to 2372 and encodes 709 amino acids. Gene Ontology annotation, molecular function: ATP hydrolysis activity; ATP binding. Lineage: Eukaryota; Viridiplantae; Streptophyta; Magnoliopsida; Ericales; Ebenaceae.